Molecule: messenger RNA, 852 nt
Organism: Paraglomus brasilianum
Lineage: Eukaryota; Fungi; Glomeromycota; Glomeromycetes; Paraglomerales; Paraglomeraceae
Source: the annotation of a GenBank genome assembly
GGUCCAUUAACUCACUCGUAUACGUAUUGUUCACCCAAGCCUCAUGAUUCGAAUAUGGGCGAAGCAUAUGUAUUGGGUGUUGACGAAGCAGGAAGAGGCCCCGUUCUUGGUCCGAUGGUAUAUGGAGUUUGUUACUGCCCGUUAUCUAAAUAUAAGGAAGUAUCUACACUUGGAUUUGUAGACUCGAAGACUUUAAAGGAGACGGAUCGAGAGGCACAUUUUACGUUGAUCCAGUCGCGUAGUGACAUCAUUGGAUGGAGCGUGCGAGUACUUUCACCUCAAGAUAUUUCGUGGAACAUGCUCAAUAAAUCUAAAUACAAUCUAAACGCCCAAGCGCAUGAUGCAACGAUCAACCUCAUUAGAGAAGUCUUGUCAAUGGGAAUUAAUCUUAGAGAGAUUUACGUUGAUACAGUUGGUCCUCCAGAGUCAUAUCAGAAGAAGUUAUUGACAUUAUUUCCAUCCAUUGAUGUAACGGUUUCUAAGCAAGCGGACAGCAAAUAUCCAAUUGUUAGUGCUGCAAGCAUAUGCGCCAAAGUAACCCGGGACCACACUAUGAAACGUUGGGCGUUUGUGGAAAAAGUGAACACAUCCAGGAUAUUCGGAUCAGGAUACCCAAGUGAUCCAAAUACAAUGGCAUGGUUGAAAUCUAACAUUGAUUAUGUAUUCGGAUAUCCACGCAUUAUAAGAUUCAGUUGGGCAACUUGUGGAACGAUAUUGGAGAAAGAGGCAGCAUUAGUCAAAUGGCCAAGCGAUGAUAGCAGUAGUCAAGCCAUAAACAGCCUAUUACAAGGACAUGAUUACAAACAUAAAAGCAAAUUUUUCGAAGAUAUGAAAAGUGUUAAUGACUUUUAG